GGCAGACACUUCUCUGGCCUCGGUUUCCAAAGCAGUGUUUUCCUUCGUGGCGACCUCUGCAGUGUUGUUGUGUGUGGUGGCCAGGUGUUCCUCAUCACUUCCGGGGCUGCAUGCGCUUAGAGGCUUCCUUCCCUAGGCGCCCUAUGGAAUGUGGAUUACCAGCAACAGCUAGCAAGUGUCCGGGAAAGUGUCCCAAAACAUUACCAUGUGGGCAUCCCUGUAGACAACGCUGUAUGGAUGUGUGUACUACCAAAUGCACCGAGCUUGUUACCUCGACCACCAAGUGCCCUAAAGACCAUUUUAUCAAGCUUCCUUGUCAUUUAAUUGGCGAAGUGAAUGGAGAGGAUGCAUGGGAAUAUUGUAAAGAACCAUGCGGUCAGGUCCUGAAUUGUGAGCAUAAUUGUUUAGGCAAUUGUGGGCUCUGCUUUCAGGGACGGAUUCAUGUCUCGUGUCAGCAACCGUGCGAAAAACCGCUUGUGUGCGGACACAUAUGCAAGCAUCCUUGUAGUACAGAGUGUCCUCCAUGCCAGGAAGAAUGCCAGUGGCGCUGUACACACAGUCGUUGCCGGAAGAUAUGUGGUAUUCCCUGCACAGUAUGUAAGAUGAAUUGUGAUUGGAAGUGUAAGCACUUGAAAUGUACGAAACUUUGUGGUGAGAAGUGCUCAAGAAAACCUUGUGAUCAGGCUUGCCCACUAAAACUGAAUUGUGGCCAUCCAUGCGUUGGCUUUUGCGGUGAUCCGUGUCCACCAUUGUGUCGGAUUUGUGAUGCAGAGGAGCUUACAGAAUUUGUAUUAUUGGGUUGUGAAGAGGAUGCUGAUGCAAGAUUUGUGCUGUUGGAGGACUGUGGCCACACUAUUGAAGUUCAAGGCCUGGAGGGCUGGCUGGGCCAGGAAACUGCUGAAAUUGGUAUGAAGACAUGUCCAAAGUGUCGAAAACCCAUCUAUAAUAAUCGUCGUUAUCAGGACGUGGUACUUAAGACAUAUGAAGCUGUUAAAGAUGUCAAGUACAGAUAUAAAUCUCAACUCAAAGGAGUAGAGAGGAAGGAAAUUGAAUUGAUAUUGCAAGAUCCAAAAGUUGCUAUUCACUUCAAUUCUCAUACCACAGAGUUACGCAAGAAACUCGAUAUGGGGCUUGUUGCUACCCCAUACUGGGGUCGCAACAUAUAUGUUAAUGAAGGAGAACUGAGGCUUAUCCAGUUUCAAUCCCAAGUCCUUAUGAAGGCCACCAGAAUCCUGAUGUCUUCGUCUAAAGGCAAUACCACAGAUAUCGUUCAAGCACGAAAUUACAUGUGUAGAUUUCGGGCAGCACGUCAGCUGUCUAAUCAUGAAAUUCGAUUACGGCCAAGGGUGGCGGCAAUAGUUAAACUUGUUAUGGUGAAAAAUACAAUUAUUGCUCCUCAGAUGGUUGAUGAGGUGAGCUGUGAACUGGAGCGUCUUAUGAUUCUUCCUGCUUAUUGGACUUUUAAUGAAAAAUGUAUCAAUCAUAGCAAUGAUAAGGUUAAGGAAAUCAAGGUAAAGUUGGAGAAGCUAAUGGAUCCUACAAUCAAAUUUAAUGCAGAACUAGAUACAAAAAUACGUGCACUUUUGAAAGAGAGUGAGGAAUAUGUUGGUGGCUUGGGAAUUAAUGAGAGCGAGAAGAUAAUGAUCUUGAAAGCUAUGGGGCUCAAGCAGGGGCAUUGGUACAAAUGUCCAAAUGGGCAUGUGUACUGCAUCACCGAGUGUGGGGGAGCAAUGGUUGAAAGCAGCUGUCCCGAUUGUGGGGCACAAAUUGGAGGGGGAUCACAUAGGCUGAGGAGUGAUAAUACUGUGGCAAGUGAGAUGGAUGGUGCACGGCAUGGGGCUUGGUCCGAGCAUAACAACAUGGGGAACUUCAACCUUGAUGGUAUUUAAUUGGGUGUAUAUCUUUGCACUAUAUUUAUAUUUGCAAUGGAUCUUCUUUUUAAUUGUGUACAUAACUUCAAUGUUUGUUCUUUUAGCAAAUUUACAUUUGGAUUUGUCUAAAGAUAUGUAACAAGGUAGAUGGUAAAGUCCUUGGCGUUCUCAUCGAUAACAAGCCGAAUUUCCACGGCCAUAUUCAAAAUAUAUCAAAGUUUCUAAAACUGUUGUCAUUCUUUCUAAGAUCAGAUAUUAUGUACUUCGCCCUGCCCUGGAGACGCUUUAUUACUCUCUCAUCUAUCCUUAUCUCAA
Messenger RNA from Procambarus clarkii (red swamp crayfish), 2186 nucleotides. RefSeq names its product NFX1-type zinc finger-containing protein 1-like. NCBI's taxonomy places the organism in Eukaryota, Metazoa, Arthropoda, Malacostraca, Decapoda, Cambaridae. The record is from RefSeq and is a predicted model, not a curated record.